AUGUUGCUAAGAGCAAAACCCAGAGCCUUAUACUCCAUCAUCACCAAUCUCCGCAAUUUAAACUCAUACACUCUCCCACCAAACCCAUCAUCACCGGACCUAGCCAACCAAAUCUGCCGCAUUUUAAGCGACCACAGAAACCCACAUCACCACCUAGAGCUCUCUCUAACAGCUUACUCUGCCCACAUAUCACCAAAUUUAGUCGAGCAAGUUUUAAAACGUUGCAAAAAUCUCGGAUUCUCUGCACAAAGAUUCUUCCUUUGGGCUAAAACAAUCCCUGGUUUUACUCACAGUGAAGUCAGCUAUAGAAUUUUGGUCGAAAUUUUGGGUUCUAGUAGACAGUUUGCUUUGUUAUGGGAUUUCUUGAUUGAAUUGAGAGAAUCUCAAGAAUUUGAUAUAACCCCAGAGAUUUUCUGGCUUGUUUUUAGAGCUUAUAGUAGAGCUGAUUUGCCUAGUGAUGCUUUUCGAGCUUUUGAUCGAAUGGUUGAGUUUGGAUUAAAGCCUAGUGUUGAUGAUCUUGAUAAGUUAUUGUAUGUGUUGUGUAAAAGGAAACAUGUGGCGUAUGCCCAACAAGUUUUUGAUAGAGUUAAAGUGAAAUUUGAAGCUGGAGUGAAAAGUUAUAGUAUUUUAGUGAGGGGAUGGGGCGAUGUUGGUGACUCAGUUUCGGCGCGUAAGGUGUUCGAUGAAAUGUGUGAGAGAAGCAAUGAUGUGGAUGUGCUUGCUUAUAAUAGCUUGCUGGAGGCUUUGUGCAAAGGUGGGAAGGUUAGUGAAGCUUAUGAGAUUUUUCGAGGAAUGGGUUCGAGAGGAAUUGAGCCGGAUGCUUGUAGUUAUGCGAUAUUCAUUCGUGCCUAUUGUGAAGCGAAUGAUGUUCAUUUAGCUAUUAGAGUGCUUGAUGAGAUGAAGAGAUGUAAUCUUGUGCCGAAUGUGUUCACUUAUAAUUGCGUAAUCAAAAAGCUUUGCAAGAACGAAAGGGUUGAUGAGGCAUAUGAAGUUUUGAAUGAGAUAUUUGAGGGAGGAGGUAGACCGGAUACGUGGAGUUACAAUGUGAUCUUAGCUUAUCAUUGCGAGCAUAACGAGGUGAAUAGGGCUACCAAGGUGUUAUCUAGAAUGGUGAAAGACUGUUGCUUACCAGAUAGACAUAGCUAUAACAUGCUGCUUAAAUUGCUGAUAAGAAUAGGGAGAUUUGAUAGAGCAACUGAAGUAUGGGAGAGUCUGGGGAACAGGGGAUUUUAUCCUUCAGCCUCCACAUAUUCUGUUAUGAUUCAUGGAUUGUGUAUGAAAAAUGGUAAAUUAGAGGAGGCCUGUAAAUACUUCGAGAUGAUGAUUGACGAAGGGAUACCGCCAUAUUCUACUACUGUGGAGAUGUUGAGGAACAGACUGAUAGGGUUAGGAUUAUCGGAUUACACUGAGAUACUUGCAGGUAAAAUGGAGCGAAGCACUGCUUGUUCUAUACAAGAGUUUGCAAGUAUAAUGAGAGGCGGUAAGGCUCAUGGAAGAUCAAGAACCAAAGAAACGGAGUCCGAAAGUGACUGAUAGGUUGAAUGCUAUCAAUGAGUAGUUUUUAAUUUCAAGCGGAUAAAGCUUAUCCACCCCAAAGUCAGGCGAAGAGAGCUUGUCGAAGUCUAUUUCCGCUAAAGAUCACCAAUUGCAUUUGCAUGAUCUAUUUUAUUAGCUAAGGACUGAUGUAAAAAAAGUGUAUUCUUCAUAUUUUUAAAUUUCCCGAGAUGCAUGAUGUGGUGCGUUUGGUGUGCAAGCUUUUGAAAGAUCUUAGCGCUCCUGGAGAAAAAUAAUACAUUUACUCUGCAGUCAAUUUUUUGCUA
Molecule: messenger RNA, 1820 nt
Organism: Mercurialis annua (annual mercury)
Lineage: Eukaryota; Viridiplantae; Streptophyta; Magnoliopsida; Malpighiales; Euphorbiaceae
Product: pentatricopeptide repeat-containing protein At1g52640, mitochondrial-like
Exons: 1
Coding region: 1-1533 (510 amino acids)
Molecular function (GO): protein binding
Source: RefSeq, a predicted model, not a curated record